Molecule: messenger RNA, 2386 nt
Organism: Nothobranchius furzeri (turquoise killifish)
Lineage: Eukaryota; Metazoa; Chordata; Actinopteri; Cyprinodontiformes; Nothobranchiidae
Gene: ctsc
Product: cathepsin C
Cellular component (GO): lysosome
Molecular function (GO): cysteine-type endopeptidase activity
Source: RefSeq, a predicted model, not a curated record
GACGUCGGCCUGCAGUGAACUAUCUUGUCGAGACAAGUUCAAUCCUGAGCAAACUUUCGGCUGAGCAAACUUUCGGUUCCCGCUGCAUCCUGUGAACCGGGAAGCCGUGGGGUGAGCAGCCGAACAGGUUGUGGAUUUACGGGGUGCAAAUUAUCAUCUCGAGUGUUUGCUAGUUUAGCAGCGAAUUAAGAUGCGGUUUGGCGCUGUGCUUUUGUCAGUGUUACUGCUUUGGGUUGAGGGGUCUUGGGGUGACACACCGGCCAACUGCACCUAUGAGGACCUGCUGGGGACAUGGGUGUUCCAGGUGUCCAAAGGCGGACACGACAAGACCGUCAACUGUUCAGCUGAAGCCACAAAUGAAAGCACAGUUACUGUCACCCUGGAGAAACUGUCAGUAGCCACAGAUGAACUGGGUAACACCGGCUUCUUCACUCUCAUCUACAACCAGGGCUUUGAGGUGGUCAUCGGUGGCUAUAAAUGGUUUGCUUUCUUCAAGUACAAGGAGGAAGGCUCUAAAUUGACCAGCUACUGUGACCAGACCCUUCCAGGGUGGGUCCAUGAUGUCCUGGGGCGAAACUGGGCCUGUUUUGUGGGGAAGAAAGUGAAAUCAGUGCCUCCCAGAACUGAUUAUAUCCCAGCCUUCAGCAGAGGGUUUCUGCAGAAGACCUACAAACACAACCUGGACUUUAUUUAUUUGAUCAACUCAGUCCAGACAUCCUGGAAGGCCAAACCGUAUCCAGAACACGAGAUGCUCACUAUUCAGGAGCUGCACUACAGGGCGGGGGGGCCAGCUUCUCGUAUCCCAGUCCGCGCUCGCCCAAAACCUGUGAUGGCCAAUUUAGUCAAAAUGGCGGCCGCCCUGCCUGAGCACUGGGAUUGGAGGAAAGUGGAUGGUGUUAACUUUGUCAGCCCUGUGAGAAAUCAAGCAUCGUGUGGUAGCUGCUAUUCCUUUGCCACCAUGGGAAUGCUGGAAGCUCGUGUUCGAAUCCUCACAAACAACACCGACGCUCCCGUCUUGAGCCCUCAGCAGGUGGUCUCAUGCUCUGAAUACUCUCAAGGCUGCGACGGGGGCUUCCCGUACCUGAUUGGGAAGUACACUCAGGAUUUUGGCAUCGUGGAGGAGUCGUGCUUUCCGUACAUUGCUAAGGACUCUCCAUGCGGCAUUCCUCAAAACUGUGGCCGAACGUACGCGGCGGAGUACGGUUAUGUGGGUGGUUUUUAUGGCGGCUGCAGUGAGACGGCCAUGAUGCUGGAGCUGGUUCAAAAUGGACCUAUGGCAGUAGCCUUGGAGGUCUACCCUGACUUCAUGCACUACGCAGGGGGCAUCUACCACCACACGGGUUUCAGGGACCCCUUAAACCCCUUUGAGCUGACCAACCACGCCGUGCUGCUGGUGGGCUACGGCCGCUGCCCCAAAACCGGCGAGAAGUACUGGAUCGUGAAGAACAGCUGGGGCACAGGUUGGGGCGAGGACGGCUACUUCCGAAUUCUCCGGGGAAGUGACGAGUGUGCCAUCGAGAGCAUCGCCGUAGCCGCCAAACCCAUCCCUAAGCUGUAGGAGCUUCAGCUCUAAAACCGGAGGAGAAGGGCACCUUGAAGAUGAUUCUAAAACAUUUCUAUUGAUUUUAUUCUCCGCUCCAGCCCGACUGCUUUUACAUAUUCCUACAAGGUGAAUGUUUGAAGCCAAAGUUUUUAUCUAUUUUAGUUAAGUCAUGAGUUAAUUUGAGUGGUUUUGCCAGUUUUCAGUUUAUCUGACUAUUUCAAAUAUUUAGAAAAAUUCAAAAUUUUUCAAAAUUUCCUCAUUUUUCCAGUAUUAAUUUAAACAAGGUGAAAUGUUUCCUGCAAACCUAAAACGUGUUGAAUCUAUUUGCUAACAUGGCGACAUUGAUUGCUAACAUUUUGUCUAAAAAUGGCAAAAUUAUGAAAAAGUGAAUGUUGGGAGUUGAUUUCUAAACAAUUUCUUACACAACAGUAGUUUUUUUAUCACUUCAGAUGCUUUUAAAUUCAGGAAGAACCUGAGAGGAGUUGAUUAUUUUUGUUGAAUUCACCGACAGCCUUAUUUCUUUUAUUUCUCUGCCUUUAAUGUUUGCCAAUUUCUCCAAGCAUCCUUUAGCUGUUAAAUUUAAGCUGUGACUGCCAAUACAAACCUGGGAUCUGAAGGGAUUGUUACUACGUGCUGCGACCGGUGUAAAUCCUUGUGACAUUUGAAUAAUCUGUUCGAUUGUCGGGUGCAGGACUUUGAUCGUUCUCUGUCUCAGGGAAAUUUCAUUGGAGAGAAUUGAUGUGCCUAGCGUCCUUGCCACAGACUGACACCAUGGCUGCCAUGUGGAUCUCUCUCUGGAGAGCAUUUAAAAUAAAUUACUUUCAAUAAAAGGGAUACAACAUA